AUGGCUCAUACACUACCAGAAUACGUCAAUUAUGUCAAUUCUCCCAAUGUUUCGCCCUUUUUCAAACUGAAAAAAUAGAAAAAUUGCAGGUAUCUCAACUACUUUCCAACUUGAGCGUCUAUGUGGGUCUACCUGUCAACCUCGGAAUGUUCUGGGUCAUUCCUGACACUCUACUUUCUGAGGUUCUUCAUAAAAAAGAAGAUUUGUUUUAAGUUCCAUCUAGAGGGUUCACUUCAUGGACGUUCUACUCAAAAACGUUUCUUGGUACUCCGAAGACUUCUACCAGAGAAUGCAGGUUAUCAAUCAUCACAUGAACUAUUUUGACAGCGGCAUCUACCGUAAGAAAACUCUGAAAUAAGGAAAAAGUUAUUCUAAAUUACAGAAAAGCCAUCGAUAGUGAAUGGAAUCGACGUGAGUUUCGAAAUUCUGAAGCUCCGAGUUGGGCCAGUGAUGAAGGAAGUGUACGAAAGGAUGCUGGCCAAAGUCAACUGUCUCAAGGAUCCCAAAAACUGCGAUCCCUACUAUCAGAACCUUCUCUACUACGUUUAUUCUGCGGUAAAGUCAUAUUUAUUACGAAAUAUCCUCGAAAAAACAAGAUUCAGCUCUGAAACUCAGAGAUUACGAAAUAACUCAAAGUUGUCAACAAGAAGUUUUGAAACAGGUAUAUCGCGCGUUCAUUUUGAAACUAUUGAGAAACUUGAAAACUUAAAGAAAAAUCUGCACAAAAAAUGUUAGGAAAUGAUGAAUACCGUCUAUUUCAAAGCAUUUUUCGCCUUAUUUUCAAAAGCUCUUCAGCUCUAAAAAAAAUUCAAAUUGACGGGAAAAAGCAUUAAAAUUCAAAAUUCGAAUGUUUGGCCUCGAAAUGUUUAAUUCUGACUUUUAUACGUCCGUGAGAACCAUAAACGAAGGAAUUUCCCAAAGAUAUUCAAAUGGCUUCUCCCAAAAAUGUUUUUCGAACACAUAAAAAAUAGAAAUAGAAAGACCGUGAAAUUCAUGUGCAAAUCGUGAGAAAAAAAUACAGUAAAUAUUUUUUCCAUCUUGCUUUUUGAUAUUUGAUCCCUAAAAUAUCAGAAAAAAAGAUCUCCUUCAGAUUGGUUAAAUUUGCAAGAUUUGAAAAAUUCCAAAAAAACACAUCUUGGAGAAGAUUUAAUUGAAACUAUAAACAGGUAAAACAAAAACUUGAAAAAAUAUUAAAAAAUAAUCAAAUUCGAAAAGAUUCCGUAUGAUAAGAAAGCCGUCGUACGUUAAAAUGUGUUUUUGUGCAAGCACUCAGCCGCCGUACGGCUUAUUGAAUACAGUAACAAAAAAACUUUUUUUCGGUUCCUGCUUUUUUUGAAGUUCUUUUUUUUCUUUUUCUUAUUUAUUUUAUUUAUAUUACUCUAUAUUGAGGAACGCAACGUUCAUAAGUUUUUAUGUGAGCUUGAGUUAUUGGUUUUCCAUAUCUUGCGGAUACUGUUUCUUCGAUCUUUUGUUCUCUUAUUUCUGCAAAACCGCAUCUGAGCCGCGCCAAAGACCGGACAGAAAAAAAGACGCCGGUGCAAAAUCUGUUUCUCGAUUCUAAGAAAGAGAUGAUACUGUACAGCACGCGUGGGGCACACGUGCUCCUCGAAUGUUUCUUCUUACAAAAGGUUUUCCAUCAACCAAUUCGUUUUGCAAUCUCGCAGACAGAUCUGAUGGCAUUUCGCGCCGAUUGAUAAAAAGGUUUUAGCGAGAAAGGUUUUUGAGAAACAUCGGCCAGGACUUUGUACCGAGAAAUGUUAAAAGAAACACAUCAACGAUGAAGUUUAAAAAGCUUUUAAUCGAAAAAUAAAAAUAGAACUUGUCGGAGGAAUCAAAAGCUCAGAGGAGAAUAUGAAGUCGCAUUGCUUGAAUGGCGCUAGGUUUCUAAAAAAAGAAAUGACAGUUUUAUAAAUAUUAUCAAAAAAAGUUGUAGCACAAUUUUAUAUAAAUAUCUUCCUUUUUUUGAACUUCGGUGAAGUUUUCUAACCUCUAUGUUUGUGAGCUGUUUUUUUAUGAACCAAAAAGAAAGCUUUGAUAUUUUCAAAUUAUCUUAUUUCAAAAAAAUUUAAAUGGCCUAAAAAAGUACAUCGGGUCACGAUUUUUCUUCUUACGAGCUUUUUUCUGAAAUUCAUAGGCUCUUUCGUAAAAGUAAAAAUAUUCUGCCCACACCUGUUUGGACAUGUUUCGCGUUUAUUGUCGCUUAACGGAACAAAAAUAUUUAACCAUGUUAUUUUCCCAGGAAAAACCGUCCAGAAAAAUUCAAAAAAAGUUGUGUUCUGUUUAUGAUAACAUCUGGAAGAAAAAGUCAACUAGAAAUUUCUUUCAAAUAUUAUUGAGGUCCAUUUCUAUUCUUUUUAUGGGGUACAAGUUGUUGGCCUAAUUUUUCAGAAUCAUUGUUCAAUUUCUAGUGCAGGUCGAAUUUUUUUUUCUGCUAAAACGGGAUUUUUGUCAAUUCUGAGGCUCAAAUUUGGAAGCCAAUUUUUAAUGAAGCCUCGUUGUUAAAAUAAGUUCUGCACCUUUGGCGAUUUUUGUGUAGUUAUAAAUAGUAUUUUUGAAAGUUUAUUCAGUACGCAAAAUGACUAGAAAAUAACAUCUCGGAUAUUGGUAACGGAAACCGAACGCGCUCCGGACGUUUCUGAGCGAUUCUAGGGAUCCCUUAAGAGUUCUGACGCUACUAAAGUGGCCCCUAAAAUGUCCCGACACGUCCAGUUCGCUUUAUUGAGAUUUGCCUAAUAACUCUUUAAUUUAUUCAGGAUCCUAGAGGGUAAAACCUCUUUCUCCAUUUUUCAUCAGCAAUCAUUUUAAAAAAAUCCAAAAAAAUGUCUAAUUAACCGGUGUAUGAUGAAUUUUUUUCCUAAAGACUUUCUCUCUUAGAAACUUGAAAAUAUUUAGAAUUUUUUUGAACUUAAUUCAAAUUUUUUUUUCUCCAGAAAUUUUGAAAGGGCUUUCCUCGUCCGACCGUUUUUACGAGGUCAUAAAUUUGAACUGUUUUUUGCUCCUUCGCCAAAAUAUUCUCUGCCUUAUGUUCAUCCAUAACACUUUUAUUGUCUUGAGACGAAAGAUUGGAAAAAAAAUCCGUGUCCAUUUCCAAACCGCUGACCACAGUUUAAUCACCGUUUUGCCCAUAAAAGGAGACCAAAAGUGCAAGACGUUCGCAGGUGUUGCGCAAACAAACAAGGGCUCAAAACUCACAAAAAAAAACGCGCGUCGGCCGUUCAAAAUCGUUCUCUUCUCAUUCCUACCGUAUCUCGCGGAGAACCUUUCACCCGGUAUUAAUAGAAAGAUUACAACGACAAAGAUGUUUUCAAAAAAAGCGAUUCUUGGGAAAGACGAUGGCCCGAGAAACCGUCUUCUUUUUUAAUUGAUGGGAAAAUGGUUUGAUCUUUUUGAACUCUACGGGCUCAUCUGAAAUUUUGGGUUUUAAAUAUGGGAUCCGACGAAAAAAUUUUCGAUGUUAGAAAAAUCUAAUUUUCAAAGAAGCAGAAGGAAUAUUCAAAUUCACACAAGUAUUUUUCUGAACACAAAAAAAUAUAACUCAAGAGUUCCCAAUGAUUUCUGAAAAAAAUCCCGAAAAAUUAAUACCUAGAUUAUCACGUUUCAUCACCGACUUUUUUUUCAUCUUUUUUUGGAAAAAGUUUGAUUUUCAGUUAAAAAAAUUUUUUUUAUUGGUUUUAAAAAAAGAUGAUUGAUUUCAGAAAAACUAAAAAAGAAUCGGUUAUUUUUUUAGAUUUUUUUCCUCAUAAUCUGAAGUCUUUCUUGACUAAAUUUGACAAAUGUGAAAUUUUCAAAUCUUUAAAAAUUUCCGAAACGCUACACUUUCUCAAAAAACAAUUGAAAAAAUAAGAAAGUCCAAUUUUUUGUAACCUAAGUUUUGGCCUAAAAUUAUCCUUUCUUAUUCAUUAUUUUUUUCUAUGACGCGACGAAGAGCAAUUGAAAAAAAUUUUUCGCUAUUGUGAUCAGACUCGCGCAAUUUAAUUACUUCUCAAUUAACACGAUCAAUUAAAAAUUACAAGGUGGAAUUCUCAGUAAUAAUCAUUGAAAUCUAGGAGUUCAACUUUUUUUCUUUAAAAACUAUUCAUUACUAAAUGUAGUUGCUACUUUUUUCAAAUCAUCAAACUUUUUGGAUAACUUAAAAAUACCUUUUCUAAGUCGCUAUAAAACUUCCUACAAAAAUUAUUUUUUUUCAAUGAGUGAUUCAAACUAGCUGUUAAAAAAAUAUAAAAAAGAACAAAAAAACACUCUUGAAAUUUUAUGGUGUAUUGAGUCUUGAAGAAUCACGGAUUAUGAGUUGAAAGUUACACGAAAUUUUAUCACAAAUUCAGAACAGUUAAAAAAAAGUUUUUUUUUUCAAGAGGCCUAUUCGAUGAAGUUUUUCACGCUGGUUCUUUAUAAAUUUAACUAAGUAGGUCUAUGAGAAUAUUUAUGACAGCUCUAAGUUGAAAAAAAUAGUAUUAACAAAAAAACCUAUCAAAAAAAUUCACACUGUAUAGCGCCCAAAGAUUUUUUUGAAAAAAGUUUUGGCCAGUUUUCAGAAACGCCGUGAACUUCAUCUAUAGUCUGUGUGUCACGACUUGAAAUUUCACCGAACGACGUUCCGCUGCGUACGGUCGCGAAGCGUCUUUGCCUUUGCAGAUCUAGGUCACCCUUCCAGACUAUUUUUUAUUGCUGAUAGAUGGAUUGUUCCACUGCGAGUAUUUUAAUGAAAGAAAAAAUUGAAAGCGCGACCGAGAUUCGCAAAGGCGCCCGGUGGAAAAGCGGAAUGUCGUUCGGUAAAAUUUCAAGUCGUGGUACACAGACUAUAGGAGGCCUAGUCAUUGUGAACUGUGAUCCACGAUUAGAUUUUCUAGUUGCAGGUCCGGCAAAUCACAUCCUGCAUUAAUUUUUGUUUUUAGUAGAAAGAUGCCCUGAAGCCAAGCUUUUUUUUUCUGAAAAUACGGCGCCAUUUUGCGAAAUUUCUUGGCGUCUUCAGAAUCCUCAUCGUUCAAAAUUCAACGAGAAAGUUUCGUAAUUUAAAUGGUCUAGAUAAAGUUCCCUAAUAAACCCGAUUGAGUUUCGGAACGUUAUUUUUCAAAGUUUAGAAUCUAUAGUCAUUUUUAAUUUUAAAAAAUUAUAGCUCUAAAAAUCGAAAUUCGCACGACUUUGAAGAAUCUUACUCUGAGCGAUUUUCCGACGAAUUCUAAACUUAAAACUAAAACUACUCCAGAAGGCAGAUUUCUAUCCAGUUUUCCAAAAAUUUCUUAAAUUGCUGGCAGAAUAACCAUCGCAGUGCGGUAAUUUUUCUGGCACGAAACAGAGCUAUAUUUACAGCGCUUGUAAUUCAUAGAUUCAUUGAGACAUUAUUUAAUGAGAAUCUAUAGAAAAUUGCCAAACAAAUUUUCAACAUAUCCAUCUGUAUAGUCCAGUUUUUCCGACUUGACAGGAGAGAUGGGUAGAUUGGCAAGAGUGACGCGUUGCGUGCGCGCAAAUUUUAUUACGGAAAAAGGAGUCAAAUACAAGUUUUUUAUUGUUUUUAUACUUUUGUUCGUCCAUCUGAAUGUUUUAAAUUCCAUAAAAUAUAUGGAAAACUGACGAAAAAGAAGAAAAAAGGGCUUAUUUUUGACCUCGAGUUCCCCGGCCAAAAGCCGCGUCACACACGCAACGCGUCACCCUCUGUCAGCUCAUCUCGUUUUUCCAGUUUUCCAAGUAUGGACUAUAGUACGACUAGUAUAGACAACUGUCAUUUUUCCGGAAUGGUAUGAUAAUUCGAUAGCAAGCCGAGUAUACUGUAGCCUUUUUUCGAACGCACCAAGCCCCAUUUAUAUUCAAAUCGUCUAAUAAAAAGGUUCCCACCAGUAAAAACUGUGCAAACGUUAAGCGGCGUCGUCUUGGUCGGUCGGCGUGGGCGAGGAGGUGUGAGAAAAAAAAAGAGCCGCCGUCUGGGGCCUGGGGUACUUUUUUGAAAGGGCAGCGUCUGGCGUGUCUAGGAGGGACAAAAAAGGGGAAGGGAAGACGGUCUUCUCCCCUCUUCUCCACACCCGCUCCUUCUUACUGUUCCGUCGCGUCGAUACUUGCACUUUUAGAGCCAGCCUCUGCUCGUCUUCUUUUCUGUAGACAAGGGGCAGGGGUCGGGUGAAACAUGAAGAAUUUUUUGUGAAGAAUAAUUAUGGCAGAGAGACACCUAUAGGAGAAGCUAAGACCCCCAGAUCUUCAAAUAUUCUCGAACGGCCAAAGUAAAAGCUCAGAAGCUUUAAAAGGGUGGUCAUUUCACUUUGCGGUUGGGAUUUUCCUGAAAAUUGGCCAGAACACUUUUUUUAUGUACCAGAGAAAGAAUCUGAAACUUUCAACCUGCACAACUAGGGACCGUAGGCAGUUUUCUAGAAACCAUCAGAUUUAAAUGAUUUUCAUAUGACCGUGUACUUCAUAGUCCUGGCAACUUUUAAAAAAAGAGAUCUUGGAAAAAUAUUGUCUCUGAACGAAGUUACAGCCAUUAAAGCGCGCGUUUCGCGAUUUCAAUUCUCUGUAGAAAAUUUGGUCGAGGUCGCGAAAAAAGUGGGCGUUGCAAGGGUGCGGCGCGCUCUCAAAGACCAGUAAAAAAAAUUAGAGAAAAAGUUUCUUGUUAAUUUUUUUCGCACUAAAACACACUAAUGCUAGUUUUUCAUUAUUGGAAAUGAUAGAACAAUGUCCAAAGAUGAGGACCAGCAAAAAUAAACACUGAAAAAAAAUAAGUUGAACGAUUUUCAACGGCAAAAAAAGCAAAAUUAAUAUUUACGGAGUUUUCAAUGCUUUUGAUGUUCAAAACUGUUAAGAUAUCAUUAGGAAGCAUGGAUAAACGCAAAUUCUCCCUGAAACAAGAUUCGAUAUAGAAUUCGGAACCAAUAAAAGGUUGUGAAUCCAUAGAAACACGAAUAAAUUAAUUAUUAAUGACUUUUAUAACCAUUCUUGUAGCAAUACAGCACUUUUUAAUGCGCUCAACUCAUUAACAUCCACUUUUAUGUCUUAUUCAGGUGAAUUUCCCGACUUUGAACGUGUUUUCCAGUGGAAUCCGGAUAGUGGGAGUUUGGCGAGACUAAAAUAAUUUUUUUUGUUCUGGAAAAAGCAUGUGAAGUUCUAUUUUGUUUUCCGAAUUACAUUACUGAACGUUUUGACUCAUUUCAAAAAAAGUUUUUACGCUAUUUUUUUGCUUUGAAAAACAUCGCGAAUUCGGAAUUUUCGUGGGUCGGUGAAUGCACAAUUUCGCCAACGCGCAAAUGCAGGACGCUGUUUUUUUAUUGUUCGAAUGAAUCAAAUUUUUGAAAGCACAAGCAGGAUUUUUUUAUUUUUUUGACUAUGUUGAAGAAAAAAAGUAAUUCGAAUCAAAAAUAAGAAAAAAAUAAUUUGCCUACGGCUGCUAAAACACUUUUCCAAGUGUUUCAAAAAAAUCAAAAAAAUCAAAACUUAUUUUUUUAAAAAUUAAGAGUGGAAUGAAAGUUCUGUUUUUUAUUUUUUAAAUGUUCUAAAAUUUAUAGAGAACAGUUCAAAAAAAAUUUUUACGAUGUUUCGCGGAAAAUGCCAAAGUUCCCGAAUUUCGAAAGUUGCGAUUUUCCGACGCUUCGAUAUUUGAAAGCACAAGCAGGAGUCUUUUUAUUUUUACUUAUAUGGUGUAUUUUCACAUGCUUAACAAAAUAAGAAAAAAAAUAACUUGCCUACGAGCGGGAUUGUAAGUAUUCAACGUUUUUCCACUUUUUCGCACAAAGGCGUCGCGAAAAAACGUCAUUUUAACCGAUUCUUUUUUUAUUUACAGCUAUUUCUUCUAUGUAGAAUUGUAGAGCAUAGCCGAUUGUAUGUUUCCCUCAAUUUUUUCCCAAAACGGUUCAGGGAAACUGCAUAAACAACAAUGAAAUGUCAAAAAUGCAACGAAAUAUACGACGUUUUUUGGUCAGCGAGGGGGUGUGGCCUUGCGGUCCCUAUGCACAACUCUCUGGUUUUUGAGAAAUCAAAGCCUCAAAAUGGCCUAUUUUAACGAAUUUUAAUGAUUUCUUCGAGUUUAAGGAUUCCUUUCUCGAAAAAUAGGAAGUUGUGCAAGUUAUGGUUCUCAGGAUCUUCAUCUGGUACAUUGCAAAGUGUUUCGACCGAUUUUCAGAAAAUUCCCAACAGCAAAGUUACAUGACGUCCCUUGUUGGAUUCCCCCCUCUCCUUUAGAAAUAAAAUUUAACGACUUCCUAAUGAACUUUAGAAAAAAGACUGUCAAAAAGAUCUGAAACACAUAAAAAUUCAAAAGUUUGAACAAAAGCUGUCGCUAAUAAAUGAUUUGAAGAAUGUUGAGAAAAACUGUCAUGAUCUUCUGUUUAGAUAUCACAUUUCAAGCGGCUUAUUUUCACUCCACGAGAGAGAAAAAUUCCCUCGAAAGUUCGAAAUUUCCUAAAAAGCUGUUACCCUACACAAAUUCCUGAAUUUAAAGAAAUUUUAGAGCUGCAGGGAUUCUUAGAUUUGAUCAGCCUGUCUUUUUUUGAACUUCUCAAACAUUUUCUUAAGGAAAACUCGAAGAUAUAAUUUUUGAAAUCAACUGUUGCAACAUGAAAGUUAUUUUAAUAGAGCCACAGCUGUAUAUAUUUUCGAACCUCUUCAAAAAAAUUACUUUGGCUUGAAGGUAAUUUUGGCGUUUUUUUCGCUAGGAAGGAAAAAAAGCCUAAAAGCCUUGAGAAGGAUGGACGAGAUAUUUUAUCGUAAAAAAAUUCUCUAGAAUAAUCAAUUUCAAAAGACAAACCAAAAAAAGUAACUCGGAAGAAAUUCGAAAGAAAUCAAUAAAUUAAUUUGAACCAACUCACGGCGUUCCCAAACGGGGUGGGGAGAAGUCAAAAAAUUUUGGCGCGAAACUUGAAGUCUCAAGUACGCAGCCAAAUGUAUUCUUCAUGCCGUUGAAUACUCAGUGUAAUUUGCAACGAUAGGUAGCUGUGACGUCACAGUCCAUUUUAUCCGAAGCGCGCACUUACUUUUUUUGUAAAUUCAGCAACUUUGACGCCUCGCUCACCUACCCUCACCCCAUUAGGAAUGCCGUGCAACCACAAAAAAUGUGAAAAAAGGGGAGCCCCCAAAAGUGAUUUUUAUUGAACAAAAAAAUGAUGAGAAAGAAGAUGAUUCACACAAAAAGACGCCAAAAAGAGUGGGAAAGGACACCAUCGCUUUUUUUGGAAAGCGUAGAUUUUUACUAUUUCCCAUAUUUUUGAACUUGAAAUACAUUAUUCAUGGGGUUUUUCAGCUGAAGAAAAAGAACUGUUGAAGAAAAAGGUUAAAAAAAGAUGCACUUUUUCCUGUAUCAACAAAGUUUUGAAUAUCUCAUUACGUCUCGUUUUUACGACCUCUUCCGAUUAUGAGUUUUGUGCUUUGAACCCGCGAUUCUGGAAAAAUUCACGAAAACAAAGCGAUUUGAAAUGAAAAUGGGGUUUUUUUGGUGUCAAAUUUUAUGAGGAGAAAAAAAUUCUACAAAGUACAAAAAUAAUUUUUUUAUAUUUUUCAAAAUUUUCUACCUAAAAAUUUGCGGAGAAGAUCUAGAAGGAAUGAUUUGGCGCUACUGGAAAAAUUAAACAAUUUCGUUUAAAAAUUUAAUUUUUUUGUAGGUAUCAUUUUUUUCCGUUCUCGGGAACGCCAGAGAGCUCCCCAUAGAGGUUAGAGGUUAAAGCAGCCACUAAAAAAAGGACAAAGUAGUUUUUUUAAUGAAAUCUAAAAUUCAAGUGAUCCUUAUAGGGUUCUUUCAAAGAUUUGUUCAAUUUGAAAAAUUAAAAAAAUAUAAAAUUGAUGAUUUUUUUAUGAAAAAAACUUUUUUUCUCAUAAAGUUCAUAACAAUAAUCGAUACGGGCCACUAACUAAAACCCCUAUAGAAACCACUUUUGCAAGCUUUAGGGGUCCCUAGAGGGGAACCUUCAAGGGCCUCUAUAUGGACCACUCUGGAGUUCCUAAGUUAGGACUUCAAUUAAUCUUGUUUGUCUGCGCUCUCUUCUCUCUAACAACUUGAAGAAAAUGAAAUAAGGCUAUCUCAAGAAGCGAUGAAUGUACAUUCGAAACAUUGCGCAAGAAUGGCAUUUUAUGCUUUCUGUUAUAACUUCCGAAUCAAAGUUGUGUUUCCUGCAUUUUCGAACCCGUUGCACUUUGGAGAAGUACAAGUUGGACGCGGUCCAAGACGCUUUCCCCAGACAAGGCCCCUUUCUUCAUCCCUUUCCCAAUCCCCUGCAGAAACAAAGGAACCCAGCCCUCGAAUACCAUGUCUGGGCGUCUCCUUUCUUCGCAAACACACAACAGAUGCGCCUGCCGACGUAAACUUACCAGACAGAAUUCAAAAAAAGUACCCAAAGAUCGGAUUUCACGGUUUAUUUCGUAGCGCAAGGGGCGUCUGGCUCGCCGAUUUCACGGUGAUAAAAUGACAACUUUCGAGCACGGGCUGGCCCGUUUAUGACUUCGGAAAUGUUCAUUCGACCGGAAAUUAUGGGUUCUAGGGGAAUAACGUCUGUUGACAUACAGUACCUCCGAAAAGAACGAUCCAAAGAUCGUUUUCGAGCCGUUUUUAUGGCUUUUCCAUUCCAGUUCGAUGAUUUCACGUCUUCGAUUAAAGAUAUUUUAUUUCAAAUUCGAAAAAUUUCUGUUCAUUUCAACAUAGUUCUCGGGCGAAGUGGUGGAUAAUGGAAGGGAGAGGCUCAAAAAAGGUCGCAGAAAGGCUUCAGAAAGGCCGCGAAAAGGUCGCAAAAAGGUCGUAAAAAAGCCGCAGAAAGGCAGCAAAGAGGGUCCCUUUUUCCAGCCUCCCAUAUUUCCUGGAUUCUAAAAGCUCGAGAAAUGGUGGACAAAGGGAGAGGCAACAAAAAUGGUGCAUAAGGAACGAGAAAAUGCCGCGAAAAGGCGGAAAAAAAAGAACCUUCAUCACCCUAAAAGGAACAUUUCUAUGGAGCUUUUUUCCAUCCUUUCCAAAUUUGCCUAUGACUUUUUUUAAACUGUUCUGAAACAGUCUCUUUUUCCUUUAAAAAAUCAUUUUUGGGCUCGUUUUUUCUUCAUUCAUGGAGUUUUAAAAUGGAAACCAAGAACGUAAUUUUUGUCGAAAAAGAGUUUGAUUUGCAGAAAACUUGCCCUCUUCGGGCCGGCCCGUUUUGCUUGAGGCCUAGUUAAGAGCGGGCCUUUUCGGGCUCAGAAAAUAGCCGGGGGCUGACGGGCCGGCCCUGAUAAAUUCAAAAUGCUUCAUUUAUCCGUCGACGGUUUUGCCGACUUUGACCGGUCCAUUUUGAAUAAGUUCGAGAAUUUUUUUGAGCUUGACCUAAUAAAUUUAAAAAAAUUCAUAAAAUGACUCUUCUUGCUUGAUAUUAUACACAUUUAUUGGCCUCGAUCUAAAUAUUUCAUCUUUAAAGAAUCUGAAUGCAAUCUAAAAGAACGAUUUGCAGCACGAUGAAACGAUCUACUCGAUGUUCACGGCGUUCGGAAUCGAGGACCUUUGUGCCCCAGGCGCCGGAGAAUGGCCGGCUUUCGCCGCCGCCACACUCGUCGAGCUUUUCCUGGACCGAAAUAACGACCCUUAUUUCCAGGUUUUUUCUUAACUAGCCCGUUUUUUGGCGUAAUGCGUCUUAGGAAACUUUGCAGAGUCUCACUUUAGGACCUCUUGAGUCCGAAAAAAAAGUUUUGCAAUGUGUUUUGCUUUAAGCUUUAAGUUUUCAUGAAGAUCCAAAUUACGCAAACUACACAGAUUUUGCAUCACAGCAUUCUUCAGUAUGUAAAGCUUAAGCUAGAACUGUUUGAGGUUGAAAUUUUUUUUUGAAAUUAUUGCGACUCGAGCCAUCCUAAGUGAGCUUUCAACUUGCCCGUGUAUUAUCUGGAGCAAAAGCUUUUUUGAAGAUUUUGGUGUUUCAACUGGAAAAAAAGGCCUAAAAAAGGUGAUCUGGUAUCAAUUUAGCGAAACUCAAAUAAAAAUUUCAACCGGCUACAGAAAAUUUCUUCUCGGGCUAGUCGGUAUGGUGGAUAAUAGCCGUUAAAGGCUCAAAAAUAGCCGCAGAAAGGUAGCAAAAAAGUACCAAAAAGGCAGCAAAGAGAGAAAUGGUGAAAAAAAAGAGGAAGCAAAAAUGGUGAAUGACAAAUAUAUGUAGUUAAUUUGUUUGACUGAAUUUCAGAUCCUCUACCGGGCCAACUCGACGACCGAUUUCCAAGCGAUGACUCCAUUAAUAGCCGCGUGCGGUGGAGCAACCUAUUGCCCAUUGAACGUCUUCAAAGAGGCCGCCGAGUUCUACAAAACCGACAUGGAAAUUCACGCGGUGAGGCCAUUUGUAUUCAUAAAACGGUACCGUUUUUCUAUGGCCCGUGAGAAGAAAUGGAACUCAGAAAAGUCGGCGUUUUUGAAGACUUCGAAAAAAAAUUAUUCUAUUUCAGUACUGCCAAGUCCUGCCAUCCCAAUCUUCGUCGACCAUUUCAGGUUGAAAAAUCUUUUUCUUUUUUUGAGAAAAAAAUUUUAUUUUUCAGUGCUGAUCGCAACCUUCUUCUCGUUUGUAGUUUUCCUUCGCUUGUUAUAA
Caenorhabditis auriculariae is the source of this 12491-nucleotide messenger RNA. NCBI's taxonomy places the organism in Eukaryota, Metazoa, Nematoda, Chromadorea, Rhabditida, Rhabditidae. The record is from the annotation of a GenBank genome assembly.